Miscanthus lutarioriparius is the source of this 1644-nucleotide messenger RNA. Lineage: Eukaryota; Viridiplantae; Streptophyta; Magnoliopsida; Poales; Poaceae. The record is from the annotation of a GenBank genome assembly.
AUGGUGCAGCAGCAGCAGCACAGAAUCUACGUCUUGCAGUUCAGGAAGGGCGAGCCGGAGCAGGAGGUGGCAUGCAAGGUGUCGCAGCCCAAGGGCGCCGGGCGGCGGGUCAUGUACCACUACCAGGACUACGGCAGCGGUGGGGGCAAGAGCGGCAAGCAGGUGCAACCCAGGGCGCUCGGCCUGCGGCGCUUCUUGGCCAUGCUCCUGCUCUCCUUCCUCUGCGUGGGGACGCUGUUCGUGGCGCCCGUGUCCUUCCUCUCCUUCAUGCAUAGCGACGAAGGCGGCGCAGCGGCGGCGGCGGGGACAGGGGCGGUGGCGACGGCCGCGGCCGCGCGUGGCGGGGUGUCCGGGCCGUGCUCGUCCGUGGGGAACGACAGCCUCUGCUGCGACCGCACGUCGGAGCGCGCGGACAUCUGCUUCGCGCGGGGCGACCUGCGCAUGCACUCGGCGAGCGCGUCGUUCCAGCUCGUGUCCGCCGGCAACUCGACGGCGGAGGAGGAGCGGAUACGGCCGUACACGCGCAAGUGGGAGGCGAACGUGAUGGCGACGAUCGACGAGGUGCGGCUGCGGCGCGUGGUGCCCGGUGACGCCGCGCGGUGCGACGUGCGGCACGACGUGCCGGCCGUGCUCUUCUCCACCGGCGGGUACACGGGCAACGUGUACCACGAGUUCAACGACGGCAUCCUGCCGCUGUUCGUGACGGCGCACCACCUCCGGCGGCGCGUGGUGCUGGUGAUCCUCGAGUACCACGACUGGUGGAUGACCAAGUACGGCGACGUGGUGUCCCAGAUGUCGGCGUUCCCGCCGAUCGACUUCACCGCCGACCGCCGCGUGCACUGCUUCCCCGAGGUGAUCGCCGGGCUGCGCAUCCACGGCGAGCUAACCGUGGACCCGGCGAGGACGCCCGAGGGGAAGAGCAUCGGCGACUUCCGCAGGCUCCUGGAUGACGCCUACCGCGGCCGCAUCGAGUUCCUGGAGCGCCUGGAGCGCCGCGCGGCUCGGAAGCGCCUGCGCCUGCACCGCCACCGCCACCGCCGCGGCGCCGUGGUCCCCCGCGCGCCGCCAGGUCCGAGUCACGCAGACGACGACCGCCGCCCCAGGCUGGUGAUCGUGUCGCGGACGGGGUCCCGCGUGAUCGAGAACGAGGCGGACGUGGCGGCGCUGGCGGCGGACGUCGGGUUCGACGUGCGCGUGAUCCGGCCCGACCGCACCACGGAGCUGUGCAAGAUAUACCGGGAGCUGAACGCCAGCGACGCCAUGGUCGGGGUGCACGGCGCCGCCAUGACGCACUUCCUGUUCAUGCGCCCCGGGAAGGUGUUCAUCCAGGUGGUUCCGCUGGGCACGGACUGGGCCGCCGGCGCCUACUACGGCGAGCCCGCCGAGCGGAUGGGCCUGCGAUACGUCGGGUACAAGAUCGCCCCCGAGGAGAGCUCGCUGUCCCGCGAGUACCCCACGGGCGACCCCGUGCUGACGGACCCCGCCGGCGUGGCGCAGCCCGGCUGGGACGUGACCAAGAAGGUGUACCUGGACCGGCAGAACGUGCGGCUGGACCUGGCGCGCUUCCGGGAGGAGCUCGUCGGAGCGCACCGGUACCUGCUGGCCGCCGGCGGCGGGCGGCGGCGGCCGAGAGCGCCCGAGUGA